This is a messenger RNA of Callithrix jacchus (white-tufted-ear marmoset), 1978 nucleotides long. RefSeq names its product histone H2B type 1-A-like. Gene Ontology annotation, cellular component: nucleosome. Gene Ontology annotation, molecular function: structural constituent of chromatin; protein heterodimerization activity; DNA binding. The record is from RefSeq and is a predicted model, not a curated record. NCBI's taxonomy places the organism in Eukaryota, Metazoa, Chordata, Mammalia, Primates, Cebidae.
AUACCACACUUCGCUCCUGUCAAACGUCAGUUUCUGAUCUCCCACGGAACUUGUAAGAUAAACAUGCCAGAGCUUACUUCAAAGGGCACUACCAUUUCUAAAAAGGGCUUCAAGAAGGCGGUGGCUAAAACUCAAAAGAAGGAAGGCAAAAAGCGCAAGAAAAGCCGCAAAGACAACUAUUCUAUUUACCUCUACAAGGUGCUGAAGCAGGUUCACCCCGACACUGGAAUCGCUUCCAAGGCUAUGAGUAUUAUGACUUCUUUUGUUACUGACAAUUUUGAGCGCAUUGCCAAUGAGGCUUCCCGCCUGGCGCAUUUUGACAGGCGCUCAACCAUCACCUCCAGGGAGAUCCAGAUGGCUGUGCGCCUGCUGCUGCCGGGGGAACUAGCCAAACACGCGGUGUCAGAGGGCACCAAGGCCGUCACCAAGUACACCAGCUCUAAGUAAAACAUGAUCUAACCAGCAGAUGAGCUCCACAAACCAAAGGCUAAAGAGCCACUGUAAAGUUUCUAAUAGGGCUGUAGGCUGUUUUAUGAAUAUGCCUCGUUGCCAACUGAUCGAUUAGGCAAACACCGUUAUCUUUAAUUCUAAAGUUAGCAUUAACUAUCUGCAGCAGUUUUGGUGAAAGCUAGUCUCACAGCUGAAACAAUUCAAAGGGAGCUUCCAUAAUCCUGGGUUCAUGGGGAUAUUCUUCCUGUGGUCACUGCUAUGGGGAAAUAAGACUUGCCUUUUUGUCUACAUUUUCUAUUUCAAACCCUGUAUGAUGACAGCGAAAGAGGCCUGGAGCUUCCCACUUAGGGAAGUCUGGCACUGAGCAUUAGGCUGUUUGCUUUCUCUUGACUUUGGCCACCAUGCGUGCAUAACAUCCACCAAGUCCGGGUGGAUCUAUUUCAGCGCCUUGUAGAUGUAAACGGAAUAGCUCUCUCUACAGCAUCUCCUGCUUUUCAGGCUCAUUCUUUUCUCACAUAUUAUAAAAAAGUGAUCAAGAUAACUUCCCUUGAACUGCCAGGAUUUGAGGUCCGAAGCCCAAGCCUUCUGCUCUCUUGUGAACUCCAGAAAGUCAACUGUUUAUUCAAUGUAACAGUUCUUAUCUUGCUUAGCCAUUUAAGAAUUCUCUCCCCAGGGAUUUCCAGUCAAUCCCAACAGAAGUGUUCCUGAACUGUGUUCCAGAUAUCCAUGAGUAUCACCCUAUUCUCAUGGUUGUCCAAUAUUUUAAAAAUGAAUAGUUACCUCAUUUACAGUAAAAAAAUACCCAGAACUAUAUUUGACUCUUUAAAAUGCCAAAUAUAUAUUAAAGUGGGUGAUCAGUUCACACCCAUCCCGUGGUCUUCUGAAGGAGAAUGACUCAGACAGCACCUGAACUAGGCUCAGUUCUAGAAAAUGGACUGAAGAGGAAUGGGGUCUUAAGACCCCAAGACCCAGUCGAAUAGACUGACUUUUCCUGCCUUUACUUUAUCCUGUCCUCUCUGGGUGAAGCCUUGGAAUUGUGUGACCAGCAUGACGUCAAAGUCAGAGUGUCGAGAGCAGAGGCAGGACUGCAGGGCAGUGGAGCCUGGGCUGUGAUCACUCUGUUAGUGGAACUUCUCUGCCUUUGGUGACAUUGCUUAUCUCAACAAGUCCAGCUGGCAUUUCCUGUUAUUUGCAGUCAAAAAUACAUCUGAUAUAAAAGCUACAUGAGGUUUGUUCUGAAAAGGUUUUAUUUGCUUGUAUUCAUAAUUAUCGAUUGCCCAGAUAAUCCUAAAAGUCCUUGGGUAGCCGGCACGGUGGCUUACGCCUAUAAUCCCAGCACUUUGGGUGGAUCACGAGGUCAAGAGAUUGAGACCAUCCUGGUCAACAUGAUGAAACCCCGUCUCUACUAAAAAUACAAAAAAUUAGCUGGGCAUGGUGGCGCAUGCCUGUAAUCCCAGCUACUCAGGAGACUGAGGCAGGAGAAUUGCCUGAACCCGGGAGGUAGAGGUUGCGGUGAGCCGAGAUCGCG